AUGGCUUCAAAUAACCCCUCCUCAGCCAGCCGGAUUCGUUUCGCACCACCGAGCACACCGGGACGCACAGCAGGAGCUCCCACUACCACGCCGAGCCGCCGCGCUAUCAGCGCCGACCCGACGUCUGGUGGCCGCCGGUCAGCUUCGGCGCGACGACCAGCCGCAGCAACACCCCACGCCCGGGCAGCCAUCAGGACAAUCGACCAGAGGCGCCGGACAAUCUUCACGCCCGGCCGCGCUCGCAGGCGUAGUCUGCGCGACCAGCGCGAGACGCCCAGGGAUAUUCUGAGGAAUCUUAGUCGGCUCCUCGCCCCGGCCUCGCAGCCCGUGCAUACUUCUUCGUCGUCCUCUCCCGGCCGCGAUGUCAGCAACGAUACCCUCACGCCCGUACUCGAAGACGACGACGACGAUGACUUUCCCAUCGAACGUCCGCGCUUCUCUCUGCCCCUGCAAGAGGAUGACGAUGACGAUAGUGAUUUGAAGGCUCCCAGGCUUAGUGGGCUGGAGGAUGAGAAUCUCACUACGGCGUCGAUUGAGCUCCCGCGAAGAGCCGUAAGCGAAUUCCCGAGCCGAAUUGGUCGGGAGAGUCUGGGGAGCAUUCGUUUCAGUGAUGUCCCCGGUCCGGAUAUUGUUAGCGAUGAUAUCAAUGUGGAUUCGGGACUCUUCCCGCCACUGGGGCUUGACGAUGAUGGAGCCAAUGAUUUCAGGCGGCAAACCCUCAACCGGGAAAGUCUCUUUGGGCCCAUCGAAAUACCGGCAGGCGUGGACGAGACGACUUUCAUGAUGGACCAAGUCGGGUCACCGACCAGGGAAAUCACCGCUCAAGAGGACAUCGUCGACAACGAGGUUCCUGACAUGUUUGAUGAUGACGAUGACCACGUGAACGAACCCAUGGACUACCGGGAUCCUGCAGACUAUGAUGAUGAACCAGCGGAUUACGACGAUGUGCCUGCAGACUAUGAUGACAUCCCUGACAAUAACGAAGAGAUUCCCGACGAUGAUGCGGAUGACGCCACGCAAAAUAUGACCGUGGCCUCAAAUACGGUCGAGCUCACGGCGGCGAUUGCAGCUAGGCGAAGUGGACGAACGCAAACCGGCAAGAAGAUAUCCAAACACGGAAUCGAGUAUCCCUCACUUCCCAAGGGUGUCGUGAAGCGACUAGCAACAACGUUUGCAAAGACAUCUGGAGCGGGCAAAGCGAAACUCUCGGCGGAUACACUAGAUGCAAUGAUGCAAGCUACAGAUUGGUUCUUUGAGCAGGUUGGAGAUGAUCUCUCAGCAUAUGCCAAGCAUGCAGGACGAAAGACAAUUGAUGAGAGCGACAUGUUGACUCUAAUGCGAAGACAGCGCCAAAUAGGGGCCUCUGCCACGCCGUUCUCUCUUGCCCAACGAUAUCUCCCUAGAGAGCUUCUCCAGGAGUUGAGAAUGCCUGUCCCGCCCCCGACAAGAGCGCCAAAGAAAUCGAAGCGUGCCAACGCUGACGAAGACGAUGAGGAGGUUACCUGA
This is a messenger RNA of Pestalotiopsis fici W106-1, 1506 nucleotides long. RefSeq lists its product as uncharacterized. Gene Ontology annotation, cellular component: Fanconi anaemia nuclear complex; FANCM-MHF complex. NCBI's taxonomy places the organism in Eukaryota, Fungi, Ascomycota, Sordariomycetes, Amphisphaeriales, Sporocadaceae. The coding region runs from base 1 to 1506 and encodes 501 amino acids. The record is from RefSeq and is a predicted model, not a curated record. Gene Ontology annotation, biological process: replication fork processing; resolution of meiotic recombination intermediates. Gene Ontology annotation, molecular function: chromatin binding; protein heterodimerization activity. The transcript has 2 exons.